Nymphaea colorata (pocket water lily) is the source of this 3498-nucleotide messenger RNA. RefSeq lists its product as uncharacterized. Gene Ontology annotation, biological process: intracellular monoatomic cation homeostasis. The record is from RefSeq and is a predicted model, not a curated record. Gene Ontology annotation, cellular component: mitochondrial inner membrane. Bases 148 to 2955 code for a protein of 935 amino acids. NCBI's taxonomy places the organism in Eukaryota, Viridiplantae, Streptophyta, Magnoliopsida, Nymphaeales, Nymphaeaceae. The transcript is spliced from 19 exons.
CUUCCGCCACACGCACUCCUUGCCGUUACCCCGGAUAAAACAUUUUCUUUUCUCUCCGUCGCUCUCCCUCCUUGAGGAUUCGGUGCUCAAGCAAUCGACAGAACCAAGAAGCAAAAACAAGAAGAAGACGAGGGAACGAAAAUUCCAAUGGCGUUAAAGUUGCGCUACGGAGCCAGUAGUUCAAAUCCUCAAAUGGCACCAAGGGUGACAGGUUUACAUUUUAUCUGCAAGGAACUGUUCCAUCUGAAUGGUCCUUUUCACCAUAAGGACGGAAGAAGGUGGAGAUGCUGUUUGAAGCAUGGGCCACUUAUAUUUGAUACAGGGAGUUUUUUUGGUAGCAUGGUUGGGCCAUGUAGACGAUAUUCACGUGUUACCAAGGCUAGAAGGAUGCCUGUGUGGCUCCAAUCUGCUCCUUCAGAUGAUGGUUUAGCAGUUAGUGGAACCUCUGCUGCAAACCCCAGAGAUGAUAUGGAAGAGAUGCGGAUAAAGUUAAAUCAAUCAUUGCAAGGCGAAGAUUCUAGCGAUGGUCUGGUUCAGUCCAUAUAUGAUGCUGCAAGGGUUUUUGAGUUGGCUAUUAAGGAACAUAGCCCUGUCUCAACCAUUCCUUGGUUUUCAAAGGCAUGGAUUGGUGUAGACAAAAAUGCAUGGAUCAAGAGUCUUUCAUAUCAGGCUGCUGUUCAUUCUUUGCUGCAAGCAGCAUGUGAAAUUGCGUCUCGAGGAGAUGGAAGGGACAGAGAUGUUAACUUGUUUGUUCAGAGGAGUUUGUUGAGACAGUCUGCUCCUUUGGAGAGUGUAAUUACAAAAGAACUUUCUGGGAAGGACCAAGUGGCAAGUGAAUGGUUCUGGUCACAGCAAAACCCAGUGGUUAUGGCAAGUUAUGUUAAUUAUUUUGAAGCAACUCCUCGCUUUGCAGAAGCAACAAAAGUAAGCAAAAAAGGUGUAUCAUCCUGUGAUACGACUCACGAUGUGUCUCUCCUAAUGCUUGCACUGAGUUGUAUUGCUGCAAUUACAAAGCUUGGACCAGCAAAGAUUUCCUGCCCCCAAUUUUUUUCUCUUAUACCAGAUGUUACUGGAAGAUUUAUGGAGAGGCUUAUUGAUUUUGUUCCUAUAGAUCAAGCUUAUGGCUUUAUGAGAAAAAUAGGAUUGCGCAGAGAGUUUCUUGCUCAUUUUGGUCCUAGAGCAGCAGGUUGCCAGGACAAUCUAGAUAAGGACACUAAAGAGAUAGCUUUUUGGGUUGAUCUUGCCCAGAGACAGCUGCAACGUGCUAUUGACAGGGAAAGAAUAUGGUCAAGACUCACAACAUGUGAAAGUAUAGAGGUUUUGGAAAAGGAUUUGGCGAUAUUUGGAUUCUUCAUUGCGCUAGGAAGGAGCACAAAGUCAUACCUUUCAACUAGUGGUGUUGAUGUGAAGGAUGAUCCUGUUGAAGAUAUCAUAAGGUAUCUAAUUGGUGGAAGCAUAUUAUAUUACCCUCAGCUCUCUUCCAUAAGUUCCUAUCAGCUUUAUGUCGAGGUCGUUUGUGAAGAACUGGAAUGGCUUCAAUUCUAUUCAAAUAGUUCGGUUGCCUCAAGCCAUGAGCAUGAAGAAAAUGAAUGGCACAGCCAAGGAUGUUCCAAGAAGGAGGCUAUCGUGAAUGCCCUAGAGACAUGCUUCCAUUGGUUUGAGAGCUUUAUUAAAUACAGCUCGUGGCUUGAGAACCCUUCUAAUGUUAAAGCAGCAAGGUUUCUUUCUAGGGGACACCAAAAGCUAAACCAAUGCAAAGAAAGACUGGGAGUUUUAAAGGGAAGAACAUCCACUGUCACUACUCGGGAUUCAGGUGCAGCUCUUCGAAGUGACUCAUUAGUUGAGCCAGAUGGAGAAUCAUUUGAACAGGCAUGCACAAGUUCUUGGUUUUCCACUAAUUUGGAAAAUGCAUUGCAGAGUGUUGAGGAAGCUCUGAAGCGGUUAGAGGAGUUGCUUCAAGAGCUUCAUGUGAGUAGCACCAAGACAGGGAAGGAACACCUUGAAGCUGCUUGCUCUGAUCUGGAAAGGAUAAGAAAACUUAAAAAGGAGGCUGAAUUUCUUGAAGCAUCAUUCAGAGCCAAGGCAGCAUCACUUCAACAGGAAGAAGAGGAUGCUUUACGAAGUUCAGUCAGUAAGGAAGCCCACUUUGGAAAUAUAAACGCUUCAAAAGAGGAUAAUAUGGUGCUUAAUAAUGAGAAAGAUAAAGUUACAAAGAGGGCUUUUCAUGACUCUCGUCGUUUGUGGAGCUUCUUUGCACCACGAUCAAAGAAAACAGGAUUGGAAUUAUUGGCAACAAAAUCAACUGUUGAUGAAUCACAAGUAUCUGGCACCACUAUUACUGGAGAUGUUAAAGCCGAAACCAAUGAUAUUCUCCGUUUUGAACUUUUAAGAAAUGAACUGAUUCAGCUUGAGAAGCGUGUGCAGAGGAGCACCUCUGAUGCCCAAAAUGAGGAGGAUGAAGAGUUUGUCAAUGAAAGUUCUAGUGAAAAACUUGUGGCAGAAGCUCCAAGCACGGCACCAACACAAUCAGAGAAGAAGGAAAGCAUCAUCGGGAAAUCAAUUGGCAAGAUCAAGGAAACUGGAGCGGAUGUGUGGCAGGGCACACAACUGUUGGCCAUUGAUGUAGCAGCAGCAACAGUCUUACUCAAGAGGGUAAUUACUGGCGAUGAAAUUACGGAAAAGGAAAAGAAGGCCCUUCAGAGAACUGUAACAGACUUGGCUUCUGUAAUACCCAUUGGCAUUCUUAUGCUUCUACCUGUUACAGCAGUGGGGCAUGCGGCAAUGCUUGCUGCUAUUCAAAGAUACGUGCCAGCACUGAUACCGUCUACAUAUGCACCAGAUAGGUUGGAUCUCUUGAGGCAACUUGAAAAGGUGAAGGAAAUGGAGCACUCUGAGCUUAAUGCAGAUGACACUGUUGAAAUGGAUAACUUAGCAAAGGACCCACCUGAUGACUGAAGUACCAUAAAGUCGCAGGAUGGUUUGAGAUAAUGGUUGCCGCUGUAGUUUGAGCAUGGAGUUUUCCAAUGGAAAGCAUCACGGACUUCAGGAGGCUGAUAAUUGCUCUUGCUACUUUAUCAUCAGCUGGAGUUGAUCCAUGCUCAGUCAGAUGAGAUGUGGCAUCCUUUGUAAAUUCUUUUGUAUUAACCGAUCUUGUACACAGAAACAAAAUUUUGUUUUCUUGAAGACUUCAGCCAUAAUAUUGUUGUCUAGGGGCCUUUUAUUUGUCCUCAUCAUCAGACGCUGUUGGCUGGCAAAUUCACAUGUAUAAACAUGCUCUACCAAAUAUGAAAUCCAAAAUUUACACACUAAAAAAUAGAAGAAAUUCAUUUCAGGAAAACGAUUUCAGCAAGUUUCUUUUUAAUUUGGUUACUGUGCUGUAUAUUUUUUUGCCUUUAGAAUGUACUUACUGACUUUCAGGGGUCGAACUUGGGGCCCUGAUUUUGAUGAAUUUUUUAAUGAUGUGAGUGCAAACUGCAGUCAUCUAGAAGUAAUCUACAU